GGGCGCGCGAGGCGGGGGUGGGGCGGUGGGGGUCCUCGUGGCUUCUGGGUCAGGUGCCAGUGUCUGACUUUCCCAAGCUCCGUUUGUGUGGGGAGAGGACGUGAGAACAGUACCUCUCCCACCACGCGUCCGGAGGUAAAAGGCGGCUCCUUUAGUGGAAAUACCGCCCUCCCGGCGCGGAGAGCCCCCGCUGCGGGCGAGCGUGGAACGCGUGGCGGUGCUGCAGCGUCCUACAGAACCAAAGAAGGCAGGCACCCAGCUAGUCCCGGCUGCGGGGGCCCGGAGUCUCCUGUUGACUGGACACCUUGGCCCUACCCGGACCUCUUGAGGGUGUUGAGCCGGAGGCUGAGGGAAGUAGGCUUCCCUUCCAACCCUUCGAAAAGGGCUUUUCGCCCCUGGCCCUAACUUUCUUUGAAACGGAAGUGGUCUCUUCAGCCUUUUGCAAUUGUUAAAAAAUGCAAUCUUGUGGGCAAAGAACUGUCUAACAGCUGAUCUUUUGUUUCAUAUAAAAAAUUAUUCACGUUCUAGGAGAGAGUGGAUUUGAAUUUUAGUGGACUCAGUGUAGCAAAACUUUUAUUCGUUUCAACUACUGGGCACGCUCAUCCUGACAGCACCGAGAACGUGAUGAUACAAGUUCUGGGCUGCUGCUUCAUAGAGAGCCAGCGUUUCUUCUGGCAAGUUCUGUCUUCCUUGGCUAUUAUGGUUUGUGUACCUAUGAUUUAAUUUCAGGUGGAUACCGGAGUAUCUGCCUUCAUAAAGUAUACUGCCUUCUGAUGCUCCUCGCCCCCUCGAAAUGAGAGGGAAAUCUCUUCCAAACAGGAUUCGUGGCUUACCCAUGCCUCUCUUUUGCUCUAACAAAUACAAGGUUUAUGCUGCGAGAGCUCCCUGGCGGUCUAGAGACAGCUAUGGGUUUUGAUCAGGGCCUGAGCACCAUGUGGACUGCGGAUGAGAUUGCCCAGCUGUGUUACGAGCACUAUGGGAGCAGGCUGCCCAAGCAAGGAAAGCCUGAGCCCAACCGCGAGUGGACGUUGCUCGCAGCCGUGGUGAAGAUACAACCCACAGCUGACCAGGCCUGCGACCGCUCUGACGGACCAGUGCAAGUGACAAAGGAAGUUGUCUCAAUGGGAACAGGAACCAAAUGCAUAGGCCAGUCCAAAAUGAGGAAGAGCGGUGACAUCCUCAAUGAUAGCCAUGCUGAGGUCAUAGCCAGAAGGAGUUUCCAAAGGUACCUGCUCCAUCAGCUCCACUUGGCAGCUGCCCUGAAAGAGGAUAGCAUCUUUCUCCCAGGAUCUCAGAGAGGACUGUGGAAACUCAGACCAGACCUCUUGUUUGUGUUUUUCUCCAGCCAUACACCCUGUGGGGAUGCCUCCAUCAUUCCAAUGCUUGAGUUUGAAGAUCAGCCUUGCUGUCCUGUCAGUAGAGAUUGGGCCAGUAACCCAUCAGUAGAAACUAGUGAUAACCUAGAAGCUCCUGAAGAUAAAAGGAAAUGUGAAGACCCAGAAAGUCCUGUGGCUAAAAAAAUGAGGCUGGAGCCCAGGACUCCUGGUGGUACAGCUCACUGUCAGAGUUUUGGCAGUCAGGAAAAGGGCCCAAAUCCACCAAAUGUCAGUGGCUCUAAUCUCACGGCAGAGGAACUGGCCAGUGUCACUGGAAUGACCCGUAGUGGUGCCCAAGUGAUGGAUGUUUAUAGAACUGGAGCCAAGUGUGUGCCUGGAGAAGCUGGAGACUCAAGGAAGCCUGGUGCUGCGUAUCACCAGGUGGGGCUGCUCCGAGUGAAGCCAGGCCGGGGGGACAGGACUUGUUCCAUGUCCUGCAGCGACAAGCUGGCACGGUGGAACAUCCUCGGAUGCCAGGGGGCACUGCUGAUGCACUUCCUAGAAGAACCCAUCUACCUGUCAGCUGUGGUCAUUGGAAAGUGCCCCUAUAGCCAGGAGGCCAUGCAGAGAGCACUGAUCGGGAGGUGUCAGAACGUCUCAGCUCUACCAGAAGGCUUUGGAGUUCAAGAAGUGAAAAUACAGCAGUCAGAUUUACUGUUUGGACAGAGCCGCUGUGCAGUGCAGACAAGAAAGGCUGACAGCCCAGGCCGACUUGUUCCUUGUGGGGCAGCCAUCAGCUGGAGUGCAGUGCCUGAGCAGCCCCUGGAUGUCACCGCCAAUGGCUUUCCCCAGGGGACAACAAAGAAAGGAAUCGGACGCCUCCAGGCCAGAUCCCGAAUCAGCAAAGUAGAGCUCUUUAGAUCAUUCCAGAAGCUGCUAAGCAGUAUUUCAGAGGACAAGUGGCCAGACUCACUCAGGGCGCAGAAGCUAGCGACGUACCAAGAGUACAAGGAGGCUGCAUCCACUUACCAGGAGGCCUGGAGUGCACUCCGGAAGCAGGCGUUUGGAUCCUGGAUCAGAAAUCCCCCAGAUUAUCACCAGUUUCAGUGAGCAACGGGUGCUUUCCAUUCAUUCAUCCUGGACUACUGUCUUUCUACAUACUGAACAGGCCUUAGAUUUUCUUGUGGCUGAUCAGGAAAAAAGACUGCCGUCUAUCAGAGCGAUAGAUCUCUUCUAUGUCAGAUGGAUGGAAUUUUGGACAUGAAACAAACUAUACUUGAUUGAACUAUGCUUUCAAACUGUGAUGCUGGAGAAGACUCUUGAGAGCCCUUGGACAGUAAAGAAAUCAAACCAGUCCAUUGUAAAUCCUGAAUAGUCAUUGGAAGGACUGAUGCUGAGGCCAAAGCUCCAAUGGCCACCUGAUGCAAAGAACUGACUCAUUAGAAAAGACCCUGAUGCUGGGAAAGAUUGAAGGUAGAAGGGGAAGAGGGCAACAGGAUGAGGUGGUCAGAUGGCAUCACCAAUUCAAUGGACAUGAACUUGGGCAAAUUCUGAGAAAUGGUGAGGGACAGGGAGGCCUGGGGAGCUGCAGUCCAUGGGAUUGCCAAGAGUCGGACACUGCUUGGCAACUGAACAAUAACUACUUGAUUGAAGUAGCUCUCUGCUAAAACAGCAUCUUGCUAAUGACCUUGGUGUGUGUCCUGUAUUUUAUUGCUUCUCUAAGAAUAAGAAUUUGGAAUGUGAUGCUGUAGAAGUACUCCGCAGUAGCUCGAUUUAGUGUGUUCCUCAUUGAUUCAGCAAGUAUUGGGCUGAGAUGAUGUUUGAAUCUCUGUAAACUUUAGAGCUUCACCUGUCAUAAUGGACAUGUGUUUUGUAUACCCAGCCUUGCUUCCUUUGAAGAACCACCCUUUUUUGCUUUAUCCCUGAGACUCGGGUGAAGCGAACUUUCCUCGUUGACUCCAGCAGUGUGAGCCAACCCUGAACAGUCCUGGAACUAAUACCAGAGCAAUCGGGAAAGAUUCCCUCUCUUCUCAUAUUGGGAGCUGUGAGCGCCAGGUAACCCAGGACUGCCUGGGGCUGCCUUUGCCCACUGCACAGAGACAGCCAGCUGGAGAACAAGGUGAUGAAGGAAACAGCCCAGAGGAUGAAGGCUCUCGUGACCUUGUCUGAGUGCCUGAAACUAGUGCUCACUCUGGACUUCAACGAUGUGAGAUAAAUUGCUCUUGUUAUUUUGAGUAAGCCCCUUUGACUCCGUUUUCUGUGACUUUCAUUGGAAAGAGUUCUGUCUAAAAGGCCAAACAAAAGUCCCUAUAGCAACUCAGCAGCACACCAGAAACCAGGCCUGUUUUUCCUAACAUCUAGUAUUUAACUCAGAGAAGGCGAUGGCACCCCACUCCAGUACUCUUGCCUGGAAAAUCCCAUGGACGGAGGAGCCUGGUGGGCUGCAGUCCCUGGGGUCGCGAAGAGUCAGACAUGACUGAGCGACUUCACUUUCACUUUUCACUUUCAUGCAUUGGAGAAGGAAAUGGCAACCCACUCCAGUGUUCUUGCCUGGAGAAUCCCAGGGACGGGGGAGCCUGGUGGGCUGCCGUCUGUGGGGUCACACAGAGUCGGACACGACUGAAGUGACUUAGCAGCAGCAGCAGUAUUUAACUCUCAGCCUCUUCACACUCUAAUAUAUUGACUGAAAGUGGAAGUUCUCUGUGUUGGGAUUGCUCAAGGACCUUGUUCGUUCUUCAGUAUUUCUUUAUAGCUUUAAAUAUUUUUAACAGCUUUAUUGAGAUGUAAUUCACAUACAAAAAAUUCAUCCACUUAAAAUGUACAGUUUAGUGGUUUUUAGUAUAUCCACAAAGAUGUGCAUAAUCACCACAAUCGAUUUUAGAACAUCUGUGUUCUCAAUUGGGAGUGGGGGGCGCUGUCUGAUCCAGUACAGUACCCAUUAGCAGCCGCUCUUCAUAUCCUCUCAACACCCCCACUAACCCCAGGGCAAGCAGCAAUCUAUGUUGUGUCUCUAUGGAUUUGCCUAUUCUGAACUUCUUAUAUAAAUAACAUCAUACAAUA
Messenger RNA from Capra hircus (goat), 4376 nucleotides. It is a transcript of the gene ADAT1, whose product is annotated as adenosine deaminase, tRNA specific 1. Gene Ontology annotation, biological process: RNA processing. The transcript is spliced from 10 exons. The coding region runs from base 870 to 2426 and encodes 518 amino acids. Gene Ontology annotation, molecular function: RNA binding; adenosine deaminase activity. The record is from RefSeq and is a predicted model, not a curated record. Lineage: Eukaryota; Metazoa; Chordata; Mammalia; Artiodactyla; Bovidae.